Messenger RNA from Daldinia caldariorum, 763 nucleotides. RefSeq names its product Glyoxalase/Bleomycin resistance protein/Dihydroxybiphenyl dioxygenase. NCBI's taxonomy places the organism in Eukaryota, Fungi, Ascomycota, Sordariomycetes, Xylariales, Hypoxylaceae. The transcript has 2 exons. The record is from RefSeq and is a predicted model, not a curated record. Bases 93 to 719 code for a protein of 208 amino acids.
UUCUGACUGCUUAAGUCAAAAUCCGACUUACUUUGACUAUCUAUUAGGUUAAAAAGAUUAAGAUAAUUUUAAGCAUAUUUUGUUCAUUCACAAUGGCGACGCAACUUACACCACAAACACAGAAUGGCCACGUCCGACUCUCUUCGGAUAAGUCGAAACUUAUCUCCCCCGAAGCCCUCUGCCACAUAGUGCUGCGGACCACGGCAGAUAACUUUGACGGCAUGGUAGACUUCUACCUCACAAUGCUGGGGGGCAGGGUCUCGCAUCAGUCGCACCGGCUGUGCUUUAUGACGUACGACUACGAGCACCACCGGAUCGCCAUCAUGAAGGACCCGACGGCGGUCCCUCGUAGCACCAAGGAAGGCGGCGCGCCGCAAGUCGGCCUGCACCACGUGGCGUUCGGGUUCAAGACACUGCAAGACCUCGCCACGUCCUACGAGGAGAAGAAGGCGGCGGGCAUCAUGCCUGUCUGGUCCGUCAACCACGGCGUGAGCACCAGCAUGUACUACGAGGACCCGGACGGCAACCAGCUCGAGUUCCAGGUGGACAAUUUCGGCUCGGCGCUCGAGGGCGUCGAGUCCAUGGCUUCGCCCGAGUUCGUGGAGAACCCCAUCGGAGUCGAUUUCGAUCCCGAGGUGUUCGUUCAGAGGGUCAAGAACGGAGAGGAUGAGAAGAGCAUCAAGGCUAGGCCGAAUAUUGGCCUGAGAGAUAGGAGGUAGGGAGGUAGCGUCUGCUUAGGGUACAAUGUAAUAAACAAUCAAAC